AUGGCGGGCGUGUAUUUCAAAAGACCAAGUUGGAUUGUAGACUUCAGCUCCAAAGUAAGACAUGACCCUUUUGGGAAGCUGCCAUUUACCGCUAUUUGCAAAAUCCUCCAUCAACUCCCCGCCGAAUGCUUGCUUGAUGUACUCAAGGCUUCUUGGACACUUCAUUCCCUGGUUCACGGUAGACAUUCGUUUUGGAAGAAUGCUCUCGAAAAGAACAUGCCCUGGUUUCCCGAAGUGCCAGAACUUAUGCGCAUAGGCGCGUUGCGGCGAGAAGAACACUACAAGGGAAUAUACCUCUGGGCGGAAAGGAACAUUUGGCCACGAAAAGGUGUUCCAAAGAUUCUGAUGAAUAUCGCAAACCGCCGACGGAUUUGGACCGUAAGCGAAGUAAUCGCCGAUAUUUACUUGGGACGUUUUGGGCAAAGAAUAAUUUCUUGGGGUGACGAGGAAGAGGAGGAAGAAGAAGAGCUGUAA
Messenger RNA from Annulohypoxylon maeteangense, 474 nucleotides. RefSeq lists its product as uncharacterized. Bases 1 to 474 code for a protein of 157 amino acids. The record is from RefSeq and is a predicted model, not a curated record. The transcript has a single exon. Gene Ontology annotation, molecular function: protein binding. Lineage: Eukaryota; Fungi; Ascomycota; Sordariomycetes; Xylariales; Hypoxylaceae.